This is a messenger RNA of Drosophila suzukii, 447 nucleotides long. The record is from RefSeq and is a predicted model, not a curated record. Lineage: Eukaryota; Metazoa; Arthropoda; Insecta; Diptera; Drosophilidae.
AUGCAAGUUCUCACAGCGGGAUUUGUGGUUCUAUCCUGCCUAUUUAUUGGCACUAAAGAAGGAUCGGGACACUUGUUUGAACCCAAUUGUGGUUUAUCAAGGUCUGUCGACGUGUGUUCGCGGGUUUCAGCAGUUGAAAGUGCGCACAUAUUAUCGAACCCAUGGAUGGUUAUGAUAAUCGGUUCUGAAAUAUACGGAGGCACCCUUAUCAACGCUCAAUUUGUUCUGACAGCAGCGCAUUGCAUAUCCCGCGAACACAUGAAGGUGCGCUUGGGCGAGUAUGAGACGUUGAAUCCUAGGGAUGAUUGCAGUUCGGGGACUUGCAUUCCAACGGCCUAUGAAAUAGAUGUCGAUAAGAAAAUUGUUCCCCGUGAUUUUGAUGGUUCUAAGAAUGAUAUAGGUCUGCUUCGAAUGGCCAAAAGUGUUCAAUACUCAGAUUAUGUCUAG